Molecule: messenger RNA, 3143 nt
Organism: Procambarus clarkii (red swamp crayfish)
Lineage: Eukaryota; Metazoa; Arthropoda; Malacostraca; Decapoda; Cambaridae
Source: RefSeq, a predicted model, not a curated record
CUGGUGUACAGUCAUGAGGGGGAGUGUGAUUGUGUUGGUGGCCGUGGGCGCCGUCUGGGCCGCUCCAGCAUCAGCAUUCCCCUACCCUCUGGUAGCGUCGCCUGCAGUCCCUCCCACUACGUACAUCACCCGCCACCACGCCCAGGAUGAGCUAGGCCAAGUCAACUAUGGUUUUACCCACCCUGGUCAAGCCAAGAACGAAAUCCGCGACGCCUUCGGUAACGUGGCCGGCGUCUACACCUACAUCGACCCCGACAACCAGGUCGUACACGUCGAAUACACGGCCGGCCACGAUGGCUUCCAGGUGAGGAAUGACAAUCAGCCCCUUGCUUAUAGCACUGGAGCUUCUCAGCCAGUCACACCCGAGGUCACCGCUAUCAAACUCAACUCUAACGACGCAGAUAAUGUUGUUGCCGUUGUCCUUGGCGAUGCUGCAGAGGUCGAGGCAGCAUCCGAAAUAGACGAAGUUAAGCCAACAGAUAAAGCCGAAGAGGACGUUGUCAUUUCAACGCAGCCUGGACAAAUUUCCGACGAGUUCUCAUCUCUGGCUAUUGAUUUUCCACAACGAGUUAAAGACGCUCCAUUGGCCAUAGAAAGACAAGACACUCAACCAGCUACAGAGGAUGCACAAGUCCUUAGGCCGGAUACCCUAGCUGUAGGUCACGCUCCAGAAUAUAUUGAAGUACCUGAAACAUUAUCUCCUGAAGCUGCGCUUGAUGAAAGUGUUUCCGGUGUAAGCGCCCCCUUUGAAAGUACUCCUGGUGAAAGCGCGCCUUUUGAAGGUAUCCCUGCUGAAAGUACCCCUUUUGAAGGUUCCCCUGCUGAAGGUAUUCCUGAUGUAGUCUCCCCUCUUGAAGGUAUUCCUUCUGAAGGCGCCCCUGCUGAAAGCGCCCCCUUUGAAAGUGUCCCUGCUGAAAGCGCCCCCUUUGAAAAUGUCCCUGCUGAAAGCGCCCCCUUUGAAAGUGUCCCUGCUGAAAGCGCCCCCUUUGAAAGUGUCCCUGCUGAAAGCGCCCCCUUUGAAAGUGUCCCUGCUGAAAGCGCCCCCUUUGAAAGUGUCCCUGCUGAAAGCGCCCCUUUUGAAGAUGCCCCUGCUGAAGGCAUUCCUGGCGUAAGCUCUCUUUUCGAAGGUGCUCCUGAUGUUAGCGCUCCUUUUGAAGGCGCCCCUGCCGAAAGCGCUCCAUUUGAAAGUGUCCCUGCUGAAAACGCCCUACUAGAGGGCGCCCCUGCUGAAAGAGUCCCUUCCGAGGGCGCCCCUUUUGAGGGCACACCUGCUGAAAGUGCCCCUCUUGAAGGGGCUUCUGUUGAAGUCGCUCCUGCUGAAGUCGCUCCUGCUGAAGUCGCUCCUACUGAAGUCGCUCCUACUGAAGUCGCUCCUACAGAAGACACUCCUAAUGAAGACGCUCCUACUGAAGACGCUCCUACUGAAGACGCUCCUACUGAAGACGCUCCUACUGAAGACGCUCCUACUGAAGACGCUCCUACUGAAGAUGCUCCUAUUGAAGACGCUCCUACUGAAGGCCCUCCUGCUGAGGGCCCUCCUGCUGAGGGCCCUCCUGCUGAGGGCCCUCCUGCUGAAGGCCCUCCUGCUGAAGGCCCUCCUGCUGAAGGCCCUCCUGCUGAGGGCCCUCCUGCUGAGGGCCCUCCUGCUGAGGGCCCUCCUGCUGAAGGCCCUCCUGUUGAGGGCCCUCCUGCUGAGGGCCCUCCUGCUGAGGGCCCUCCUGCUGAAAGCCCUGCUGAGGGCCCUCCUGCUGAGGGCCCUCCUGCUGAAGGCCCUCCUGCUGAAGGCCCUCCUGCUGAAGGCCCUCCUGCUGAAGGCCCUCCUGCUGAGGGCCCUCCUGCUGAGGGCCCUCCUGCUGAGGGCCCUCCUGCUGAGGGCCCUCCUGCUGAAGGCCCUCCUGCUGAGGGCCCUCCUGCUGAGGGCCCUCCUGCUGAAGGCCCUCCUGCUGAGGGCCCUCCUGCUGAAGGCCCUCCUGCUGAAGGUCCUCCUGCUGAAGGCCCUCCUGCUGAAGGCACUCCUGCUGAAGAUCAUCCUGAUGUAGAUCCUCCUGUUGAAUAUGUCCCUGUUGAAGAUUUUCCUGUUGAAUAUGUUCCUGUUGAAAGCACUCCUGAUGUAAGCGCCUCUUUUGAAGGUACUCCUGCUGAUGGGGCUCUUAUUGAAGGCGCUCUAGUUGAAGGUACUCCUGUUGAAGGUGUUCCUGAUAUAGGCGCCGCUUUUGAAGGUGUCCCUUUUGAAGGUGUCCCUGUUGAAGGUGUCCCUGUUGAAGGCACUCUUCGUGAAGUCGUUGAAGAAACUGUCCCCGAAGAACCAGUCUUUGACAGUAAAGUUGACCAGGAUCCACAAGUUGGCGCAGUGCCUGAAAGUGCGCCAGAAGCUCUUGGCGAGGGCUUCGAGGACACGGCCCCCGAAGAUGUUCAGAGUGUUCCACAAACCAUUGAUCCUAUUCGAACACCUGCAAUCUUUGAAGAGCCUUCCACAGGACAUGUUCCAUCUCCGUCUGCAGACGCUGGAAAAUUGGCCGAUUCAGGGACUGAAAUUCAAUCGAGGGACGACGUACCUGCUGUAAGGCCGUCCGGCAUCGACGGUUCACUUCCUCUGUUCUCGGGUUACUAUUAUGCCCUAGACAGAGCAUUUUCACCUCCGUACACAUCCACCUUCCCUUAUAGAGUUUACAGCAUCAAUAAUCCUUUCUUGCUUUCCAUUGGGGACAUUUCCCAAGCGCAAUCUCCUUUCCCUUAUUAUCGCUUAAUCCAUCACAGCAAUCGCAACUAUGUUGGUCAUUAUGCUCCUCGGGGCAUUAGAUACAUUUCUGUCUAAAACUGUGAUGCAUCAGUUUUUUUUACACGGAAUUUCCUGCAUUUUCGUUUCCUAUCCCUCGACCUCUUCGCCUAUUUAGUCAACCAAGUCCAAAUUAUGUCGAACAGUUGUGCUUGUGGGAGAGGCAGUGUGACUUAUUAUAUCACGGCUUGGAAACUUGACUGUGUCUAAGUUUGGGACGGUAGAGGACAGAUUUAUGCUGAACGCGCAAGGGGGUACAGAUCAAUACUGUAUCCGAGUCUUGUUUUGCUUACGUUACAUACGCAAUCUUAUAUUUUUGUAUUUGUACUUAGUUGUAGGAUUUCAUAAAAUAUACUAAAUAAAUAUG